AUGAUGUUCAGAGAUGGCACCUUGCAAGGGGAAGGAAAAGAAGGAAGAACAAGUCAUCAGCCUUGGGCCUCAAGUGGCUGAAGGACAGAAUGUAUUUGGUGUCUGCCAUAUUUUUGCGUCCUUCAAUGACACCUUUGUCCAUGUUACCGAUCUUUCUGGCAAGGAAACCACCUGCCGGGUGACCGGUGGAAUUAAGGUAAAGUCCUCUCUGUAUGCAGCCAUGUUGGCUGCACAGGAUGUGACCCAGAGGUGCAAGGAGCUGGGCAUCACUGCCCUGCAUACCAAACUCCGCGCCACAGGAGGAAACAGGACCAAGACCCCCGGACCUGGAGCCCAAUCAGCCCUCAGAGCUCUUGCUCACUCAGGAAUGAAGAUUGGGCGGAUUGAGGAUGUCACCCCCAUUCCCUCUGACAGCACCUGA
Chionomys nivalis (European snow vole) is the source of this 421-nucleotide messenger RNA. Its product is annotated as 40S ribosomal protein S14-like. Gene Ontology annotation, molecular function: small ribosomal subunit rRNA binding; structural constituent of ribosome; mRNA 5'-UTR binding. NCBI's taxonomy places the organism in Eukaryota, Metazoa, Chordata, Mammalia, Rodentia, Cricetidae. The transcript has a single exon. Gene Ontology annotation, cellular component: ribosome; cytosolic small ribosomal subunit. The coding region runs from base 14 to 421 and encodes 135 amino acids. The record is from RefSeq and is a predicted model, not a curated record. Gene Ontology annotation, biological process: ribosomal small subunit assembly; maturation of SSU-rRNA from tricistronic rRNA transcript (SSU-rRNA, 5.8S rRNA, LSU-rRNA); translation.